Molecule: messenger RNA, 1326 nt
Organism: Alnus glutinosa
Lineage: Eukaryota; Viridiplantae; Streptophyta; Magnoliopsida; Fagales; Betulaceae
Exons: 2
Coding region: 1-1326 (441 amino acids)
Source: RefSeq, a predicted model, not a curated record
AUGGACAAAAGUUGGAUGACGAAGUGGAGAGGUUCGAGGGAGUAUAUGGAAGGGGCCGAAGCGUUCGUGAAGUAUGCAGUUACGAACUCCAGAAAUAAAAAUUCAAUUGUGUGUCCAUGCAAGAAGUGUGGUUUGAAUAGGAGCCUACGGCCAGAAGAAGUAUAUGACCAUUUGACCGGUGGAAGGGGAAUUAUGCCUAAUUACACUGAAUGGAUUUGGCAUGGGGAGAAGAUUAGGGCUCCUGUACCUAAUAAAGUAUGUGUUGUUGAAUCUCCUAGGCCGGCUCCGGCUGCAAAUAUUGUACCAAUACUUGACGAGUCAAGAACGAUGCAGUCCAUGUUGCAAGAUGUUUUUGGCAUGCAUAGUACUCGGGCAGACGAUGAUGAGUGUCAAGUGGAAGUGGAAGCCGAUUAUGUACCUGAAGCAGUUGAUGAAGAGAUCAAUGAGAGUGCCAAGAAAUUCUACAACUUGGUUCAGGAUGCAGACAAACCACUUCAUGAUAAAACACGAUAUAGCAAAUUGUCAGCUAUUGUUCAUCUAUACAACUUGAAGUGUGUGGGUGGACUCAGUAAUACGAUUUUCACAUUGUUGCUUGAGUUCAUCAAUGAGAUAGUACCAACAGAUGAGCCAGCUUUGCCUAAAAGUAUGUAUGAGACAAAAAAAUAUUUAAGAGACUUGGGGCUUGGAUAUGAAAAGAUUCCGGCUUGUCGAAAUCAUUGUAUGUUAUUCUGGAAGGAAAAUGAGAAGUUAGAUACAUGUACAGUGUGUGGAGCAUCAAAGUGGAAGGACGAAAUUACUGAAGAAGAUGGGUCAUCCCGAACAUUGAAGAGACGACCGGUAAAGGUGUUGCGGUGGUUUCCAUUGGCUUCAAGAUUGCAAAGGUUGUACAUGUCACAACAUACCGCUUCCCACAUGAGGUGGCACGCUGAUGGGCGCACAAAAGACGGUGUGCUCAGGCAUCCGGCAGACGGUGAAGCUUGGAGAACAUUUGAUACACUGCACCCAAACUUUGCAUCAGACCCACGAAAUGUUAGGCUUGGUCUAGCGUCGGAUGGUUUUAACCCUUUUAGGAACAUGAGCACAAGCCACAGUACUUGGCCUAUCAUGUUGGUUCCAUACAACCUACCUCCUUGGAUGUGCAUGAAACAACAGUAUUUCCUAUUAUCUAUGAUUAUUCCAGGCCCAACUGCACCAGGAAUGAAUAUAGAUGUCUACCUACAACCUUUAAUAUCAGAGUUACAAGAGUUGUGGAAUGUAGGGGGGUUCAAUGGCAUGUCCUUGUUGUAUGCAUUCAACGAGGUCAACAUGGUUGACAUACGGGCAUAA